CCGGCGGGCCCCCGCCGCCCACCGAUUGGCCAGAGCGCCGGCGUGGCGGGUAACUGCCGCGGAGCUCGUGGCGGGCUGGGCCGUGGCCAUGGCGUCGUGCGCUGCGGAGGAGCCGGGCGAGGAGCCGGGAAAGGGGACCAGCCGGAGGCUGCCGCUGUGCAGCCAGGGGGAGGACACGGGGGGGGACGCCGCCCCGCUGCCGGCCCAAUGCUCGUCCCAAGUGGGCGCCAUGAAGCGGAGGGACACGGUGGCGCUGUACUGUGACCAGCUGCUGCGGGGCUGCAGGGCAGAAGAUGCUAAUGAGGCAAUGAGUAAGUACCUUUUGGAAAAACUGAAAGUAAAAGAGAAAUGGCUUGGAAUCUGGAAGACCAAUCCAGAGCUCUUCUUUAUCAAUUUUGAGGAUGUCAUUAUACCUUUUGUUGGAGUACUUGUUGAGGUUACUUGGAAACCACCCCAGAGCUCCUCCUCUAACUUAAAAGCAUCUAUAUCCAUUGCUGAGCCAUUUUCCUCUAAUAUUGCAAAUAUUCCAAGAGAGCUGGUUGAUAAUGUUUUAGAGGAAUUGGACCACUGUGUUCCUCUGUUGGAAGUCUACCCUAUUGAGGGACAGAAUACUGCAGUAUUUGAUAUUGCCCAAGCUUUGGAUGUUGUGAGGUUUUUCUAUGACUUCCUUUGGAGAGACUGGGAUGAUGAUGAAAGCUGUGAGGCCUAUGCAGCUCUGAUAGAAGAGAGAAUUAAAAUUUGGUGCGAUAUUGAGAGUGGGAUUAUUCCUGCUCCAAUUGGUCAUCGUUUUAGGAAACAUCUGGAGAAGUAUAAGAACAUGCAUUUGGAAUUGGUUCAGUAUCAAAGCAAUAUUAAAGAAGAACCUUCAGCAGAAGAAGCUGUUGAAUGCUGGAAAAAAUACUAUGAGUUAGUAAUGCUAUGUGGAUUGCUGAAAAUAUGGGAGGACCUACGUCUCAGAGCCCAUGGACCUCUGACACCAAGGAUCCUAAGACGUAGAAAAGGAUACAGAAGUGAUGGAAAACCUGUAACUCAUAUUGUAGCUAAAACAAUGACAGCAGAAAUGGUUAAAGAUUUUUCUGUUGACACACUGAUUCAACAACAUGAUAAUUUAAACUUGGCUUUGGACAGCUGUUACAGUGGAGACAAUGUGGUCAUUUUCCCAGGAAAAUAUAAGGCUGUGAACCUUUCAAUGUUAACUGAAGAUAUUAUAAUUAAAGGAGUUGGAAGACCAGAAGAAAUUGUGGUUUUUUCAGAACCUACUCAUGAAAGCUUUGUGGUAUCAAAAGGCCAAAAUGUGAAACUAAUGCACCUUACUUUGGUACAGCAAGGGACAAUUGAUGGUAUUGUAGUUGUUGAAUCUGGUCACAUGACUUUAGUAAACUGUAUAUUGAAAUGUGAAGGAACUGGAGUCUGCGUACUUACUGGGGCUUCAUUGACUAUUACAGACAGUGAGAUCACUGGAGCUCAGGGUGCUGGUGUUGAGCUGUACCCAGGUAGCACAGCCAAUCUGGAGGGUAACAAAAUUCACCACUGCAGUAACUUCAACAGCAGCGAGACAUCACAGGGUACCCUAGGAGGAAUUAAUAUCAAGGUGGUUCCAAUACCCAAGCUGAAGAUGAAAAAUAACCACGUUUAUAGUAACAACGGCCAUGGAGUGACCAUCCUUCAGCCUACAGACCAGCUCAGUACUGUAGCAGAAGGGAUCCUGGAGUUCACUGCCUCAGGUGAUGCAGAGGAAGAUACUGUUUCCAAACUAAUCCAAGACCUGAGCUUGGAGAUGAGCAAUAACACAUUAGAUGACAUUAACAGUAUUAGUGUGGUUAACAGUUAAACAUGCAGCUGACAUGACAUUUGGUACAUAAAGUUCUGAUUAAAGAAACAGUGCUUCUGAUUUAGGUCAGUGAAACUCUCUUUAAAUUUAAAUGUGAAAAGUGACUGAUGUUGCCUUUAUGGAUUAAGUUAGUGCAUCCUGUGCUUAAAGCUGAACAAAGAACACAACAACCCAAAAACAAAAC
Gavialis gangeticus (Gharial) is the source of this 2015-nucleotide messenger RNA. It is a transcript of the gene SHCBP1L, whose product is annotated as SHC binding and spindle associated 1 like. Bases 89 to 1831 code for a protein of 580 amino acids. Lineage: Eukaryota; Metazoa; Chordata; Crocodylia; Gavialidae. Gene Ontology annotation, biological process: male meiosis cytokinesis; spermatogenesis. The record is from RefSeq and is a predicted model, not a curated record. Gene Ontology annotation, cellular component: meiotic spindle. The transcript has 10 exons.